UACAUUUCAAGCUGGAAUGCACUUCUCUUCUAUAAAUAAAAUACUUCACUAAAAUAAAAUAAUCAUCGAUCUGCAGUAUGGCGAACAAUAGUUGCAACAAAUCUUUCUGCCGCAACUAUAUGUUGCUAAAGCCAGAAGAAUGUAGUGUAUUAGAUUUGGCAAAAAUUUUGUUUUCCCAUAAAAGUUUGGGAGAAAAAGAAUUCGUGGACUGCCCUAAUGAAGAAAUGAUUAAGGAGCCUUUGUCACGUAGAUGGGUUAUAUUUUUAUCCAUUCUAGUCCAGAAGAUUUUACUCGCAAUUGCUAAACCUUUAGCAGGGUUCGGCAAUGGCAUUGAGUACUGGCUUAACCUUCAAAACGUUAAUGGCGGCUUCUUCCGUCUUCUUUUCAAAUCCUUAAUAUGUAAAGCUGUAUCACCGGAUAAGGAAUCAGCGGCGUACUUGUCAUUUAUUGGAAAUCUGGAUAAAAGAGUUGAGCUGGAUUUUAGUAAGAAUGUUGGAGGACGUAGAAGAUAUGAUGAGGCAAUCAGCAUGAUGGCUGCAAAAGCAGCUUACGAAAACAAAGCAUAUGUUGAAACUACUGUUACGGAUCACUGGAAGAUGGAUCUGGUGGGCUCUUUUGACUUCUGGAAUCAAUAUCAACAGAAAGCUACAACACAAGCAUUCGUGCUUCAGGAUAAAAACGUGGACCCUGAGCUGAUUGUUGUGGCAUUUAGAGGAACUGAAUUCUUCAAUUCUGAUGAUUGGAUCUCCGACUUUAAUCUCUCUUGGUAUGACAUUCCCGGCAUGGGCAAAGUCCAUGCCGGAUUCGUUCAAGCUCUCGGCUUGCAAAAGAGCCUCGGAUGGCCCAAAAAUAUUGUACAAACUGAUGAUAAUAUUAAUCACCCACCUCCAGCCUACUAUUUCCUAAGAAAAUUGCUCAAACAACUUCUCGAGAAAAAUGAGAAGGCAAGGUUUGUAGUUACUGGUCACAGUUUAGGUGGAGCACUUGCAAUUUUAUUUCCAGCAAUAUUAGCAUUCCAUGAGGAAUCUUGGCUGUUGAAAAGAUUAGGCGGCGUUUAUACAUUUGGUCAACCAAGAGUUGGAGAUGAAAAUUUUAUUGAGUAUAUGAAGGAACAAUUAACAAAACAUGAGGUUCCAUACUAUAGAGUUGUCUACAGCAAUGAUAUGGUACCAAGAAUGCCAUAUGACAAUUCUACUUUCAUGUUCAAGCACUUUGGAACUUGCAUCUAUUACAAUAGCCUCUACAGAGAAAAAAUUUUAGUUGAAGAACCAGACAAGAAUGACUCGUUUCUGUUACUGUUUAUACCAAAGAUGUUAAAUGCAGCUUGGGAGCUGAUCAGAAGCUGUAUUCUACCAUGUGUACACGGACGAAAGUAUCAGGAAGGCGGGCUUCUUCUAUUCAUGAGGGUGGUAGGCUUGCUACUCCCAGGCAUGCCUGCUCAUUGUCCUCAGGAUUAUGUUAACUCUACCAGGCUCGGAUCAUCUGAUCAUUCCACUGAAGACGUUGCAAAGUAUCAAAAGAUUGGCAUAGUACCAGCAUAAUUAUGAAUUAAUUAGCUAGCGAUCGAGUGUGUGCUUUUUAGAAUUUCUUAUCCUACGUAUUAGUUUUUCCCUGCACCAAUGUAGAUAUUUACUAUAAUUGAUUUGAAGUUUGAACCGAGUCCUGAAGAUUUCCCCAAUCCGAUAAGUCUUGAAGAUUCACUACAUACUUUUGAUCUGGAAAAGAUCGUCCAGGUAGUGUGUUCAUGUGGACUUCCACAAUAUCACUCUUAGAAUCCUUUACAUGUGCCUUCACAAGUUGGUAGCGUGGAAGACUUAAUAGAAUUUCCAAAAGACUGACAUUGAGUGGGAAUAAUAUAUU
Messenger RNA from Solanum stenotomum, 1860 nucleotides. RefSeq names its product triacylglycerol lipase OBL1-like. Lineage: Eukaryota; Viridiplantae; Streptophyta; Magnoliopsida; Solanales; Solanaceae. Gene Ontology annotation, molecular function: triacylglycerol lipase activity. Gene Ontology annotation, biological process: lipid metabolic process. Bases 78 to 1541 code for a protein of 487 amino acids. The transcript is spliced from 5 exons. The record is from RefSeq and is a predicted model, not a curated record.